CAUUGGUCCCAUUGUUGGUGAUGCUAAUUGCGGUCUUUGGUUAAAGUGGCAUCUGCCCUCCAAGUCGCUAUUGUGAAGGAAUAUUUUCUCCUUUGUAAUUCGUAAUCUAUGGGCUAGGCUUUCCAGAACUCUUCAAUAUCCAGUUAAUAACCUUUCAUUUGAUAGUUAGCCAUUGAUUAUUAUCUGAAUUGAUUACACUGGUGGCUGCAAAAGAACAGGCAACCCACAGGCUUUGAUUGCAGGUGAAGAGGUCUGCCCUAAUAAGCGGCCAUGAAGGCUGCUGAGGGGACAUUAGAUGUUAUCAGAGCAUGACCUUGGGAAAAGCCAGCUUCAUCUCUGUCUGUGAACCCCUAAACAUUGAAACACACCCCCAUCGGAUAGAUCUAGUGCAGUGUUUAGAGCAAUCUGUUUUUUAAAUGAAUAAAACAAGUUUGUUUAGGGCCUGAAGGCCGGACCACAUAGUUUAGGCCACGUGAGCUUCGAAAUCCGGGUAGAUUCAAAAGUUCCAGACUCAGGGGCUUCAAGGAACGUGAACCGUGGGGCACUUCAGAGCCCCCAUCAGGACCCUGGAAGAAAAUGAAUAUCGGAAUCUCGUUUUCCUCUUUGUUAAGUGGCAGGAGUGACCCCUCAGUCCCUUGAAGUUGCAGAAGUCGCCCUGCAGUGAAGUCCCGGGGUCCGGCUCCCUUAGGCCAAGCGCAGACACACCCUCCUUUGGAACGUGGAAGGCAGGGACUCGAUUUGGCAGCUGGGUGGCCGUCGCACCCCCAAACCUGUACUGCUUUCCGAGGUUCAGGCCCAGCCACUGUUUCUAGAAUAACAAGGGUUUCUAGCGCCGUCUCCCCACUCACUCCCAAGGUGAAGGGAUUUUGGUGCAGAGGAAACGAGUCAAAGCAGGUGGGAGCCCGAGUCAACUCGGAGACAGCUGGGCCCACCCGCGCUCGGGAGCCUAGACAGUCAACCUGAGACCAAGGCGGCCCGGGCGUGCGGGGCGUGGCGAGUGCGGAAUUGCGCUGCCGGGCCGGGCGGACCGGGGGCGUGGCCUGGAUGGGGCGGGGGCGUGGCCUGGAUGGGGGUUGGCCAGGGGCGCGUGGCGUGGUUGGCCCAGGUGCUUAACUUUCCGCCGGAGGCGUCAUCCUGCCCAGUCUAGGUCCGAGCUCCCAGCAGGGCUGGUAUAGACAUCCAGAAGAUGGGGAAGCUGCCCGAGCGGAACGACAUCCCACCUUGGGUGGGGACUCCCGAAGUCUUGACGGAGCCCAGGGUGUUCCAGGUCCAGACGGGGCUGUUGGAAGCCGUGUUCGGCCCCGACGGAUCUCGAAUCCCAUUCGUCGAGGAGGUGAGCAAAGUCAUGCUCCAGAUGAAGGGUCUGGAAGCUUCGGACCUCGCCGAAGUCAUGGUUUCCGGCUCUUACUUGUUCAAGUUUCAGACCAAGUGGAUGCUCCAGCCCGUGGCCUAGCGGCACCGCCAGCGGCACAAACAGGGAUGCUGCAACCUGAGGGAGCCAUGAAUUCGCUCGACCUAGCUCCUCGGAUGAAGGGAAGCCAGUUUGCAGCCAGACCAACCUGGGACGGCCAGGUAGAGCGGAGGCUGCAGCCGGGGUCUGGUUUAGACUCUGCUCCAGCCUGACAAGGAACACCCAGCUGGCUUCUGGUCUCUGCCUUUAAGUCCUCCUGUCCUUCCCCCCAAGGUUGCUAAUUACACAAUAAAAUUU
Orcinus orca (killer whale) is the source of this 1708-nucleotide messenger RNA. It is a transcript of the gene DPPA5, whose product is annotated as developmental pluripotency associated 5. Gene Ontology annotation, biological process: regulation of gene expression. Gene Ontology annotation, molecular function: mRNA binding. Gene Ontology annotation, cellular component: cytoplasm. Lineage: Eukaryota; Metazoa; Chordata; Mammalia; Artiodactyla; Delphinidae. The transcript is spliced from 3 exons. Bases 1187 to 1453 code for a protein of 88 amino acids. The record is from RefSeq and is a predicted model, not a curated record.